UAAACCACCCUCUCCUCUCUCUCUCUCUCAUCCUCAACUUUCAUCCAUUUACCCUCUCUCUCUCUCUCUCUGACAUGGUAUCAUCGAAGAACAAGUUCAGAGGUGUCAGGCAACGCCAGUGGGGCUCUUGGGUUUCUGAAAUUCGCCACCCAUUACUGAAGAGAAGGAUUUGGCUAGGCACAUUUGAGACAGCUGAGGCAGCAGCAAGAGCAUAUGAUCAAGCAGCGGUCUUGAUGAACGGCCAAAGUGCAAAGACAAACUUUCCGGUGGCCGGUGAUGCAGAGUACACCGGCGAAGACUCUUCCUUAUCUCCAUCAACACUGUCCGGCAUCCUCAGCGAGAAGCUCCGAAAAUGCUGCAAGGACCCGUCACCCUCCCUCACUUGCCUGAGGCUUGACUCCGAUAACUCUCACAUCGGAGUGUGGCAGAAGCGAGCCGGAUCACAGUCCGGCUCGAAUUGGGUCCUAAAAGUUCAGCUUGGGAAGAAAACAGAGGGUGUGGAUGAUGGACCCUCAGCCUCAUUGGGAUCACCAGCUUCUAGGGUUGAAGCUGGUGAUCAGAUGGAUGAAGAAAACAAGAUUGCAAUGCAAAUGAUUGAAGAACUACUCAACUGGAAUUGUCCAAUAUUGCCUUCACCUCCAAAUGGAGGGUAAGAAUAAUGAAACUUUUAUUAAGCCCGUAGUAGGGUAACCGAAUCUAAAUCCUCUCCAGUACACUAGAUGGUGAACACGAGUGUGCAUCUUUCCUGUGGAGAGUUAUUCACCCUCCUGUUCACUCAAGGUGCACAGGCAGGCUUUAAAUUUUAAUGUCACAUCACUAAUUAGAUUUUGUAUGUGGUUCGAUAAAGUCUCGAACAAAAAAGGCAAUACUACAUGGAUCUUACAUCCUCCUCAUUUCUAAGCUAAACUCUGAUGUAGGUUUAGGGUUAGAGUCCAAAUCCUGUUGCAACUAAUGGCAACACAUCAUAUUUGUCAUGUACUGCACAUAAAAUUUUCUUGAAACGCAAGGGCAAAUCAGUAAUAAUGGAGUGAUUUGUCCACAUGGUUUGUUAGAGUCCUAAAUGAGACUCAUAAAUGCUACCAGCUGCAUUGGUUCUGUGGUCCCUAUAAUUGGACUUGUGUCCUAAUGUCGAUAAAGUGGUCAAAUGUAAGGAUUUUUUUUUUUUUUUUUUUUUUGUUAAAACGUCAAAUGUAAGUUGUUACAAGAAGAAUAUAUAAAUAAUUGAAUGAGUGAUAUUUUUAUCACAAUCUAUAAGUUGUCUUUGAAUUUAA
This is a messenger RNA of Cornus florida, 1271 nucleotides long. Its product is annotated as ethylene-responsive transcription factor SHINE 3-like. Bases 75 to 653 code for a protein of 192 amino acids. NCBI's taxonomy places the organism in Eukaryota, Viridiplantae, Streptophyta, Magnoliopsida, Cornales, Cornaceae. The transcript has 2 exons. Gene Ontology annotation, molecular function: DNA-binding transcription factor activity; DNA binding. The record is from RefSeq and is a predicted model, not a curated record. Gene Ontology annotation, biological process: regulation of DNA-templated transcription.